Acanthosepion pharaonis is the source of this 1233-nucleotide messenger RNA. The record is from the annotation of a GenBank genome assembly. NCBI's taxonomy places the organism in Eukaryota, Metazoa, Mollusca, Cephalopoda, Sepiida, Sepiidae.
AUGACCCACAAAGGGUUGACAAGUCGUAAUUAUUUAUCGACUAUCAUAUCCUCUUUCUCUCUUUACUUCUUAUCUCUCUCUCUCUCUUUUACUCUCUUUACUUCAUAUCUAUCUCUUCCCCUCUUUACAUCUUACCUCUCUCUCUCUUUCUCUUUUUCUCUUACUUCUUGUCUCUCUCUCCUCUCUCUCUACUUCUUAUCUCUCUCUCUUUCUCUCUUUACUUCUUAUCGCUUUCUCUUUCUCGUUGUACUUCUUACCACUUUCUCUCUUUCUCUUUACUUCUUAUCUUCUCUUUCUCUCUUUACUUAUUAUCUCUCUUUCUUUCUCUCUUAUCUCUUUGUCGCUUUACUUCUUAUCUCUCUUUCUCUUUUUCUCUUUACUUAUCUUUCUCUCUUUUUCUUUUUCUCUUUACUUAUCUCUCUCUCUCUCUUUCUCCUCUCUCUCUCUACUUCUUAUCUCUCUUUCUCUUUCUCUCUUUACUUAUUAUCUCUCUCUUUCUCUCUUUACUUCUUAUUUCUCCCUUCCUCUUUUUCUCUUUACUUCUUAUCUCUCUCUUUCUCUUUCUCUCUUUACUUCUUAUCUUUUUCUCUCUUCUUAUCUCUUUCUCUUUCUUUCUUUACUUCUUAUUGCUUUCUCUUUCUCGCUGUACUUCUUAUCUCUUUCUUUCUCUCUUUACUUCUUAUCUCUUUCUUUCUUUACUUCUUAUCUCUCUCUUUCUCUCCUUUCUUCUUCUUCUUCUUCUUCUCUCUCUCUGUCUCUUUCUCACUAUCCUUUAUGCACUAUGUAUGUAUUUUUAUCUUUACCCCCCCUUCACUCAUUCUCUGUAUGUCAUUCCUCCCUAUCUGUAGAUAUAUAUUUUCUCUCUUUCCUCCGCUUCAUGCACUCUCUGUUUGUCACUCCACUUCUGUAUGUAUGCCUUUAUCUCUUUACUCCCUUUUAAUCACUUUUUUGUUUCUCAUUCCCACCCCGCCUCCAUGUAUAUGUAUGUAUUUUUCUCUUUACUCCCCCCCCCACUCACUCACUCUGUCAUUCUCCUUCUCUGCAGGUAUGCCGAUAUCUUUUUACUCCCCUUCAUUCAGGCUUUGUUUGUUAAACGUCUGUAAGUAUGUAUUUAUCAUUUUACUCUCUUUUUUAAUUUUCUUCGCCUUCACUCUUUUUUCACUCCUCCCCCUCCCUAAUCAUUUGUCGAUAAAAGAUAAACACAUAAUUCAUAACGCUGUCCAUGUAAAGUAG